This is a messenger RNA of Branchiostoma belcheri (Belcher's lancelet), 1089 nucleotides long. RefSeq lists its product as uncharacterized. The record is from RefSeq and is a predicted model, not a curated record. The transcript has 4 exons. The coding region runs from base 108 to 533 and encodes 141 amino acids. NCBI's taxonomy places the organism in Eukaryota, Metazoa, Chordata, Leptocardii, Amphioxiformes, Branchiostomatidae.
AUUUCCUUCACAUUCUAUUCACAUUUGAAGAUCUCAACUGCUGUUUAUCUGUCAUCCAUCACGAAAGUUUCCUUCAAGACCCUGAAAAGGCACCAUCAGAAGAAAAGAUGGCCAGUAUGAAAACUGUCGUUGCCUCAGCUUUAGUUUUAGUUCUGAUGAUUCUGAACCACCAAGUGGAGGCGCGGAAGUGCUACAUCUGUGUGGGUAUCUGGGGCUAUACCGUGAUGGGGAACAGUGACUGUAUGUACCCGUACUGGUACAACAUGAAGACUUACACCUGUCCCGGAGGAGAACAGUACUGUUACAUCAAGUACUCACUCAAGAACCUGGCUGCUGACAAGGCUGCUGCAGUUGACCGCGGCUGCUCGGCUACCAGCGUGGCUCACACCUGCAGUAAGGGUGAUGACGACUUCGAGACGUGCUACAGCACCUGUAACAGCGAUGGCUGCAAUGGCGCGUCCAAACCGACAGGGGUCCUCGCUGCACUGCUGCCGCUUCUCGUCACUGGGUUGUUCCAAGUUGUCAGGGGGUAGCUUGUCCCGAUUUCUAGUCCGAAGUUAUAUGGGCUUAGUUAUAUGGGAAUGUUUAGAUUAAGAUGUUUUGAUGAUAUUUUGGACUUGAAUAGAUCUACCAAAAAUCGUUAUAUUAAGAUGUUUUAUAAUAUUUUGGACUUAAAUAGAUAUACAAUAACCCGUUGUCAAUGUUGUACAUGUACGAAUAUACAAUGGAAUGGAACUUGUAUAAUUCUGCCUUGGCUUUGAUAUUCAGUAAGAAUUUAGAGAAUUUCAAAGAAUUUUAAGAGUACAUAUUUUGUUUGUUGGUGUUUUGACCAGCAAAUGACUAUACGAAAGGAAUAGAUAUGUGUUCCUAUUGAACAACCAGUUGUUAUAAAAAUAGUUUUGGUAGAAAUGCAUGGUUAAAUAUACAAACUCGUUAUUUAUAUAGAGAUGAACGUAAUGUGCCCUCUGUAUAUGAACAUAAAAAUUCAUCUUGCUUCUCAGUUGUAAAUAUAUCUAGCUUGAUUUAAAACAAUGUGUUACGACAAUGUACACAUGACUUAGGAAUAAAUAUAGUGUUCUGUGAAGCAUA